AUGGGACCCGAAAAUCAGAACGACAGCAUGAAUUCCGCAACCCUACCCUCCGUCGGCCUACUGGUGCUUGUUGCCGUUUGCAGCGUUCAAGCGAAAAUGGAACCGUGCGUUACCGAAAAGUCCACCUGCUACGAAAAUAUCACCACAAGACACUUCCCGCGGGAGCGGUCGCGAUGGGCUGACAAUCUUUGCCGACACAUUCCCAACUUUCAAGCCUAUCACUGCUUGUGCAGCAAGAAGUUUGUCGACGACUACAAGCAGAACAACUGCGGCAACAACGUGGGCUUCUUGCAAACCCGGAUGACCUGCGGUGAAUUUCGGCCAAGCGACCAGUGCCCACAAAAGUACGAACGGUCCCGGAAAACCUGCUGGGACUUGGCCCAAUAUUCCGAGUGUCUAUACGCCGAACAGGCCGAGAUGUGCCAAAACACGCGCGCCUACAAGAUCUACUUCUACAACGAGAUGCUCCUCGAGUUGAACACCCGUGAAACGGUCCGGUGCCGCAAGGAGCGCAUCGAAUUUGUCGAGCACGUGCGCGAUCAGCUUGUGGGA
Mesorhabditis spiculigera is the source of this 552-nucleotide messenger RNA. The record is from the annotation of a GenBank genome assembly. NCBI's taxonomy places the organism in Eukaryota, Metazoa, Nematoda, Chromadorea, Rhabditida, Rhabditidae.